Molecule: messenger RNA, 1890 nt
Organism: Sesamum indicum (sesame)
Lineage: Eukaryota; Viridiplantae; Streptophyta; Magnoliopsida; Lamiales; Pedaliaceae
Product: DnaJ heat shock amino-terminal domain protein (DUF1977)
Biological process (GO): cellular response to misfolded protein
Cellular component (GO): endoplasmic reticulum membrane
Molecular function (GO): Hsp70 protein binding
Source: RefSeq, a predicted model, not a curated record
AUCGGGCUACUUAUAUUUGACCUACACAUAUUCUUCCCGUGGGAUUACACUCUUCCUUUUCUCUCUCUCUUUCUCUCUCUCUCGAGUCGGUCAUGGGACUUCGGAUCUAGUAUUAAGUUAGGGGAAUUUGGUUUUUGAAGAGAUUUAAGGCUUCAUAUGAUGGAGUGGGUGUUGAUGGAUUCUCUGAAUCGUAGGUUUUGAAUAUACCAAGAUUGAAAUUUGAGGGCAUUUGUUGAAGUGUGUUGGUUGUAAUUUGAAGUGGGCAUUAUUGAGAACUUCAAAAUCGUUAUGGAUAGCAAUAAAGAUGAGGCCUUGAGAUGUAUCAAUAUUGCCAAAGAGGCCAUUUCAGCUGGCAAUAAACAAAGAGCCCUUAAAUUUCUUGGAAUUGCCCGCCGCCUUAACCAGAAUUUGCCAGUGGAUGAUCUUUUGGCUGCAUGUGAAAAUCUUGAUUCUUCAUCUUCUGCUGGUCCAUCUGAUGAUGUGAAGAAUGUCAGUAAGGUGAAAAAUGAGGAAGGUUCCCCAUGUGAUAAUGGGGUUUCAAAUGGGGAGAGGAGUUACACGGAGGAGCAUGUGCACUUGGUGAGGCAGAUCAAGACUAAGAAAGAUUAUUAUGCGAUUCUUGGUGUGGAGAAAAGUUGCUCAGUUGAGGAGAUUAGAAAGGCCUAUAGGAAGUUGUCACUGAAAGUUCAUCCUGACAAGAACAAGGCACCGGGUGCUGAGGAGGCAUUUAAGAAAGUCAGCAAAGCAUUCAAGUGCUUGAGUGACGAUGACUCUAGGAGGCAGUAUGAUCAAACGGGUUUGGUUGAUGAGUUUGAGUACAAUCAACAGUAUCAGGUUAGGAGAAGGCGGAGGAGAACUGGGAAUGACUUCUUUGAUGAUGAUUUUGAUCCUGAUGAGAUCUUCAGAGCAUUCUUUGGCAACCGUGACAUGUUCAGGAAUGCUCAUGUUUACAGGACGAGAACACAUAAUGCUGGCGCUCACCAGAGGGAAGAUUUAGGUGGUGGGGGCCCGAAUUUGAUGCUGCUUCUUCAGUUGCUGCCAUUUUUGAUAAUUAUUCUGCUUGCUUAUAUUCCAUUUUCAGAGCCUGAGUACUCGUUGCAGAAGAACUAUUCCUAUCCAUUCAAGAAAACAACAGAGAAACAUGGAGUAGAGUUUUUUGUUAAGUCCCGUGAAUUUGAUGAGAAUUAUCCAAUUGGAAGCCCUAGUCGAAAUGACAUAGAAAAUAAUGUGAUCAAGGAUUAUAAACAUAUGCUUGGACGUUAUUGUCACAUGGAAAUGCAGAGGCGGCACUGGAAUAGGAACUUUCCAACUCCCCAUUGUGACAGGCUUGGAACUUUUGCUGCAUGAAGAUGCUAAGAGUGGAUGACUGGCUUUGAGAUGGUAAAUGCCCACAUUAUCUGUCAUAUAUGUCCACCACGGAAAUCAUUCAUGUAGAGGAGAAGAAUUAGACGAAGCUCCUGCCUCCUUAUUCCGACUUGACUUUCCAACCAUUAUCUUCUUGCAACUGGAGCAGGAACUUAGGCAGGUCUUUUGCAGCCACAAAACCAUUCGACAGUUAUCAUUUGAUUUCUGUAUAUUGUAUUGCAGUUGCUGGCAAUGACAUACACACCGAAACUUAGCAAUUUAGGGUAGAAAUCAUAAUUAUAUGAUGUCUGAUAGAGAUUUCAGCCUAUAAUAAUGUGAGCUUUUCGAAACUUUUCAUAUGUUGCUGCUGCAAGAUUGUUAAACGUGAAUGACAUUGGGUGUCUGAACCCAGAGAUUUUGUUCUUGGAUGGUUCUUCUUCAAGGACAUCAUUUUAUUCAAGAUGACUUUUAAAUCUCCCCAUUUGUUGUACCGCUUACAUCAUUUUGGUGUUAUGUGAUUGGAAGAUUGGGCAUCGGUUCGUGUUA